AUGAAGUACCGUGAUGUUGCUGUUGAGCGGUUACCUUUUCAUGAGGAAGGGUGUAAUAGAGUGUAUUUUCAUGAUAAUGAUGAGGUUGAGGAAGUUGCCCAACGUGCUACGGCUAGCAUGUCAAAAUUUACUGAAUGGUUUCGUGCAAAUGAAAGGUUUCCGCAUGGUCGUUCUUUGACAUAUGUAGAAUUUCCAACAAAGUUCACUUGGCAUGAAAAGGAGAAGGAGUGGUUGCCACGACAUAGGGUGACUUCUAUUGGCCGCAUUUAUUAUGUGAGCCCAUCAAUGGGUGAAAAGUAUUACCUCCGUAUGUUAUUAAAUGUUCAACGUGGGCCAUUAAGCUUUAAAGACAUUCGUACGGUUGAUGGUGUUGAGCAUCCAACUUAUAUGUCUGCUUGCAAUGCGUUGGGUUUGUUAGGAGAUGAUGUUGAGUGGGUAGAUUCAAUACGUGAAGCUUCUCAAUGGCAGUUGGGGAAUCAACUUCAUGAUAUUGCUUACAAUCGACGCACAAUGCUGCAGAAUGAUGAUGUGGUAUUCACAGAUGAAGAGAUUCUCAAUUAUACAUUGAUUGAGAUUGAAAGAGUUUUAAUUGGUCAUGGUAAAAGUUUAUUAGAUUUUCCUAAUUUGCCUCAAAUUGAUCGUCAAUUGGUUGAUACUAUGGAAAAUCGGUUGAUUAUGGCUGAGCGCACCUUCAAUAUUGAAGAAGAAAUGACGCUUUUUCAUGAUUUAUUUCGUGGAUUGAAUGUUGAACAAAGGGAGGUGUUUGAUUAUGUAUGUGAUUGUGUUGAUAGACGGACGGGUGGUGCUGUUUUUGUUUUUGGUAGUGGAGGGACGGGAAAAACGUAUUUAUGGAAGACUCUCAUUUCCUGUUUUCGUUCACGUGGCCAAAUCGUCUUGUCUGUUGCUUCUUCUGGGAUUGCCUCUCUCUACUACCUGGAUUCUUGCUGCUCGAUUGAUGUUGGGACGGAUCUUGCUGGGCUGAUUAAUGAUGCCGCGCUUAUAAUAUGGGAUGAGGCACCGUUGCAACAUCGUUAUGCAUUUGAAGCGGUUGACCGUACUUUUAGAGAUAUUUGUCGAAAUAAUAUACCUGGUGCAGACCGUCGAGUAUUUGGAGGGAAAUGUGUCGCUCUUGGAGGAGACUUUCGGCAAAUUCUUCCUGUUAUUCCGCUUGCUCCGCGUAGUGAGAUUGUUGCUUCGGUUGUGAAUAAGUCAUCGACUAUAUGGGGUUCGUGUAAGGUGUUUUCUUUAACGAUUAAUAUGCGGUUGAAUAGUUCAAGUGUUAAUGACGAUGUUGUAAUACAACAUCGAGAUUUCAAUAAGUGGAUUUUAGAUAUGGGGUCUGGUCGUCUUCCUGCAAUUUCGCUAGACGGGGAAGAUGAGAGAACUUGGAUUAAUAUACCUCGCGAUCUAUUGAUUCCUGUUUCAGAUAAUCCUAUUGAAUCAGUUGUUUCAGAUACAUUUCCUAAUAUAGAAGAACGAUUCACUGAUGUUUCUUACCUACAGGAGCGCUGUAUUUUAUCAUCGACUAACAAUGAGGUUGAUACGAUUAAUCUACAUGUUCUUGAUAAGUUGCCAGGUGACAAUCAUGAGUUAUUUAGUCUCGAUUCCAUUUGUGCAAGUACAAAUAAUAUUGAAGAAAUGCAGGCUAUGUAUCCUACGGAGUUUCUUAAUACUUUACAUUUUUCUGGCUUACCGAAUCACAUAUUAAAGUUAAAGGUUGGGGCACCGAUCAUACUGCUACGUAACUUGAAUCUCAAGAAAGGAUUGUGUAAUGGGACCCGUUUAGUGGUUACUCAAAUAAGUCGUCGUGUUAUUGAGGGCGUUAUUAUUACGGGUACGCAUGUUGGAGAAAGAGCUUUUAUUUCAAGAAUCGAUAUGACUCCAACUUCUACAUGUUGGCCUUUCCACUUUAAGAGAAGACAGUUUCCCGUGAAACUAUGUUUUGCUAUGACAAUUAAUAAAAGUCAGGGCCAAACAUUUAAACAUGUUUGUGGUUACUUGGUAAAGCCUGUUUUUUCACAUGGUCAGCUUUAUGUGAUUGCCUCCCGUGUUACAUCUCGAUCUGGUCUACGAUUUUAUGUUGAUAAUGAUGGUUCUCAUAAUAUAGAAUGGGACAUCCGGUACAUUUCAGACUUGAUGCCUGGUAUUACUGACCAAUGGAUUGUUCAAUUCCAUGCAAAAAUUCCUUUUCAUUUGAUGCAUCUUUUUACUAAUCGUUUGGAGGAUGGUUGCGUGUAUAGGCUAUAUGGUUUUGAGGUUCUUGUAUACGAUUCAUGGUAUCGUCCGUUGAAACGUGAUUGCUAUGUUAAGUUUAUGCGGAUCUACGUCAAUUAG
This is a messenger RNA of Helianthus annuus (common sunflower), 2334 nucleotides long. RefSeq lists its product as uncharacterized. The record is from RefSeq and is a predicted model, not a curated record. Gene Ontology annotation, biological process: DNA repair; telomere maintenance. The transcript has 5 exons. Lineage: Eukaryota; Viridiplantae; Streptophyta; Magnoliopsida; Asterales; Asteraceae. Gene Ontology annotation, molecular function: DNA helicase activity. Bases 1 to 2334 code for a protein of 777 amino acids.